Messenger RNA from Eublepharis macularius, 4800 nucleotides. RefSeq lists its product as uncharacterized. The transcript has 14 exons. NCBI's taxonomy places the organism in Eukaryota, Metazoa, Chordata, Lepidosauria, Squamata, Eublepharidae. Bases 392 to 1429 code for a protein of 345 amino acids. The record is from RefSeq and is a predicted model, not a curated record.
CUGCUGGGGCGAGCUUAGGAGAGUUUCCCGUGUCUGUUGCGUCACUUUUUGCCCCGUUGCCGUGGCGAAACCGUAAUGUGAUAUGGCAGCCUGCUUUCAGCUGUACAAGAAGAGUACACUUCCUCCACUUCUUGAUAGCUACCUGCCAGUACAUUGCAGGAAUCAGAAUGGCAUAAACCAAGAAAAAAUAGAAACUGUCAACAAAAAGCAGAUGAGGAACAACAAACAGGCUUUGAGUGAUGAGGAGAAAGACGAAAUCAUCAAGCAGGCUCUGGAAAAACAACAUCAUCUUGAAACUUUCAAGAACCUAUACAGGCUGAGAAAAGUCUUGUGUGAACAUUACAAGGCAUUGCUGAAUGAGAGAAUUCAAAAGCAAUGAAUUCAGAUUAAGAUGUCUAAUUUCAGAGUCCAACAUAUUAAGCACAAAGAAAAAAAGUACAUCCACAGUCAUAAAGUGUCCUCUUGCAAAUUGUCUCAUGAUGCCAAGUACCUCGAAACCAUUCCACAAUCAAGUAAUUACCUGAUUAUUGGGUUGCAGAAUGAAUUAACUAAGCUUGGAAUCUUAAAGAACCAGGAAGACUACGAAAACUUUUGGAAACUCACUCAAGAAGUGUGUGCCAUUAAGCCUUUGACUCUCUCCACUUCAGCAAGAACCAAACCAGUAAAACAUCAUAAUGGCUUUACAAACAUUGGCGUGCUGAAAAAAAGCAUGGCAGCAUCUUUACUGCAGUCUGCUGGUACUUGCCAGCUCCCAAGUCAUCAUAUGAGCAAACAGGUGACAACCCAGACAGGAACCAAGGAGAUGUUCCCCAAGCUGUUGUGCUCAUGGCUUUCUGAAGUGCAGAAGAAGCAUGGGGAGCAACCAUCGAGGACUCAGCAGGUGAGCAAACCGUGCAAAAGAAACAGGAGAUAUAAACAGCAUCUUCAUUACUUGCACCACAUGCAUUAUUUUUCCCUUGUUAAUAUGGUAUCAUCCAAAAGGAUGCUUGAAAAAAAUGGCCAGUUUUCAGGUGUCAGAACAGAGCAGAGUGUCCAUGAUCUGAUGGAAUAUCUGUUUCCAAAUCGGCAUGAACAAUCUGGGAUGAAUCACAACAUAAAAAUAAUGGAAGAGAACACAUUUCCAUCCUUAGUAGGCAGUAAGCAGCAGGAGAUGAAUCAUAAGGUCUCCUCCAAAAUGUACAAAGGUUCAAAGGAAAAGAAAGGGAUGUUGAAGCAACAUACAAAUAAAGUUGUUGGUGAAAGAGCUGAAGAUGAAAAAUGCAAUGUAACUACCUUUGCCCAACAAGAAAUUAUUACUGUGCCUUUAACUCUGGAAGAUGCAUCCCUCUACCAUCCAGUUGUGGAAGUUAAGCCCAGAGGCACGGACUGUAAAAACUAUCCUGAUAAGGACUCUAUCAAUGGAAAAAGUAUUAACUACAAGAGGAGCUAAUGAAGCAGUUUCACAGAUGACUGUCAUUAAAGUUGCCAAUUAAUAUAAAAAACAAUCAUAGUGUAUUAUCUUUUUAUGAGGGUCAUACAAGAGGUACAAAAUAAUGAGCAAGUUUUCCAGAACUCUUUCCAGACUGAAUGUUCAAAAUUUUUAAAGGGAAAAUAAAUAGUACAAGAAAUCAAAAUAUUGCAGGAGCAAGUAAGAGCAAUGGAAAAUAAAGAAUUAGAAUGGAAAUUGAGGACAUUGCAGCAAAAAUCAUUUGAAGGAGCGAAUAAGCCUGGAAGGUAUCUAGCCUGGCAAUUAAAGAAAAAAAGAGAAAAGAAAAUAAUUAGUAGAAUAAUUGAAGAAGGGGAAGAAAUUAACACUACAGAAUCAAACGAGUGUUUUAUAAAUAUGCAAAAUUAUUUCAAAGAAAAGCAAUACCACAAGAGAAUAUAGAUCAAUAUUUGUAGAGAAUAGAUUUACCAACCAUAUCAACUAGCAUGAAAGGGAAACUGAAUGCUCCAAUAACAGAUGAAGAAAUUGAACAAGCUAUAGAUGCAGCAAAGACUGGUAAGGCACCUGGGCUGGAUGGGAUUACAGCGAAGUUUUAUAAAGUAAUGAAGAAAGACCUAGCUCCAGCUUUAAGAGUUGUAAUGAAUGAUAUACUGAAAGGAGAGGGUCUUCCAGAUACAUGGAAUGAGGCAAAUAUUACUGUGAUACCAAAAGAGUCACAGGAACUGACUGAUGUUAAAAACUACAGACCAAUUUCGCUAAUAAACAAUGAUUAUAAAAUAUUGGCAAGAAUACUAGCAGAAAGACUUAAAAUAUGGUUAAUGGAUUUUGAGGAGACGAUCAGGCAGGGUUUUUACUGAACAGACAAUUAAAAGACAAUCUGAGGGUGGUUAUAAAUGCCAUUGAAUAUUAUGACAAGCAUCCAGAUAAAGAAGUUGGGUUAUUUUUGUGGAUGCAGAGAAAGCCUUUGACAACUUGAAUUGGGAUUUUAUGUUUGCAUCGAUGGAAAAGAUGGAUCUAGGCAAAGAAUUUAUAGAAGCUGUAAAAACAAUCUAUAAGAACCAAAGAGCAGCAAUCUGUGUUAAUGAUGACCUGACAGAGAAAUUUGAAAUAAGGAAAGGAACAAGACAAGGUUGUACACUGUCGCUGCUGUUAUUUGUAAUGGUCUUAGAAAUACUAUUGAGGCAGAUAAGAGAAGAUGAGAAUAUAAAAGGGAUUAAAUUAAAGGGGUCUUCAUACAAGUUAAGAGCAUUUGCAGAUGAUGUGAUGUUUAUAGUUGAAGACCCAGUACAAAUUCUGCCAAGAUUGCUAGAUAAGAUCAAAGAGUUUGGAGAUUUAGCAGGCUUUUAUAUAAAUAAAAAGAAGUCGAAAAUAAUAACAAAAAAUAAGAUGAAGAAGAAGCAACAAGAACUGAUGGAAGUAACAGAUUGUGAAGUGGUACAAAAAACAAAGUAUUUGGGAAUAGAGCUGACAGUAAAAAUAUUGAUUUGUUUAAAAACAACUAUGAAAAGCUCUGGACUCAAAUUGAAAAAGAUAUGAUAAAAUGGAACACAUUGAAUUUAUCAUGGUUAGGUUGGAUUGCUACAAUCAAAAUGAAUGUGCUACCCAGAGUUAUGUUUUUGAUGCAAACGAUACCAAUUGUUAAGGACAAAAGACAGUUUGAAAAAUGGCAGAGGAAAAUAUCAGAAUUCGUGUGGGCAGGAAGGAAACCUAGAGUCAAAAUGAAAGUGCUUUGUGACGCAAGAGAGAGAGGUGUCAUGCAAUUACCUGAUUUUUGACUGUACCACGAAGCAAUAUGUUUGGUAUGGCUAAAAGAAUGGGUGUCUUUAUCCAAUCAUAAGUUGUUAAAUUUGGAAGGCUAUAACAAACUUUUUGGAUGGCAUGCAUACUUAUGGUAUGACAAGUAUAAAAUGGACGCAAUGUUCCAACAUCAUUACUUGAGAAGAAAUCUAUUGUCAACUUGAUUAAACUACAAAAAAAUUAUAGAGCAAGAGAAACCAAUGUGGAUUAUUCCAGCAGAAGUAAUUAACCCGAAUUUGGAAUAUAAAGGAGAUGAAUGGCUUACUUAUAAAGAAUUAUUAGAAACCGAAAACAAUGAGAUGAAACUUAAAUCGAAUGAUGAAUUACUAUUUAAAUACGGUUGGCUGCAAUAUCGACAAAUUAAAAACUUAUUUGAACCAGAUCAACGGAAGGCAGGUUUUAGGAAUAAAAACUCAGAAUUAGAAGAACUUUUAUUGGGGGAUAAUAAUAAAAUAAUUUCUAAAAUGUAUAAAUUAUUGUUAAAAUGGUAUACUGAAGAUGAGAUGAUUAAGGUUCAAAUGGUAAAAUGGGCAAUAAAUUGUAAUAAUGAGAUUAUGAUGGAUGCAUGGGAACAGUUGUGGAAAAAUACUCUAAAAAUUUCAACUUGUACCAGUAUCAAAGAGAAUGGCUAUAAAAUGAUAUAUAGAUGGUAUUUAACACUGAAAAAGUUAGCCAUUGCCAACAAGCAGUUAUCCAACAGGUGUUGGAAAUGUAAAGAGCAUGAAGGUUCUCUAUUUCAUAUGUGGUGGACUUGUGAUAAGGCUAGAGACUUCUGGUCUAAAAUAUGUACUGAAAUGUCUUUAAUACUCCAAAAUAAUGUAGUUAAGAAUCCAGAAAUGUUAUUGUUAUCCUUACAUUUAGAGGACAUUGAUAGAAGAGAUAGAGUAAUACUGUACUAUAUGAUAACGGCAGCAAGAACGUUGUAUGCACAAUAUUGGAAGAAAGAAGGAAUACCGAAAACUGAAGAGUGGAUACAAAAAGUGUUAUAUAUGGCGGAAAUGGACAAAUUAACAAGGAAAUUGAGAGAGCAAGAUCCAAAGGAAUUUUUUGAGCACUGGGGGAAAUUGAAAAAAUACUUAGAAAAAAGAUGGGAUGUUAAAGGACAAUUAUGGUCUUUUGAGUAUUAUUAAGUAAGAUAAGAUAUAAUGUAAAUCUUUACCAUUAAGUUUAAAAUGACAACUAAGAGAUAGUAUUUGUAACAAGAAAGGGGGGUUGAAGUGCUGUUGGAAGUCAAUAGAGGAAAGGGGGAGGGGAGGGGGUGGGGAGCAUAUACUAUAUAUAUAAGGGAUAAUUGGUAAGUAAGAUGUAAUAACAUUAUGUAUGUUAUGUUAACCAUCCAAUAAAUUUUUUUAAAAAAAAUUAAAGGGAAGAGGAACAGAAAAAUAUAUUCCUCUUCUUGAUAAAGCAAUGCUGGGAGCUAUGAUAUUUUGGUUGGUCUUAAUAAAAGGUAUUGUUUUAUUACAAUAACAACCUUUGUUUUCUACAUGAGAGUAUAAAUUUUGCCUUGGUGAACAGCUAUUAGGACAUUAUUUCCUGUCUAACAAAACACUGUUCUUAAUUAAAAUGAUGCAUUCCCA